Molecule: messenger RNA, 219 nt
Organism: Necator americanus (New World hookworm)
Lineage: Eukaryota; Metazoa; Nematoda; Chromadorea; Rhabditida; Ancylostomatidae
Exons: 1
Coding region: 1-219 (72 amino acids)
Source: RefSeq, a predicted model, not a curated record
AUGGCGAGGUUCGCGUGCGACGGACGCGCAAGCGAAUGCGACGUCGCCGCUGUCGCACAGCGACGUUUCAACAUCGCGAUGGCGUCGGCGAGUGAUGAACGACGAGAGCUGGGAAGACAGGAAUUUGCAGAUUUCGGCCAAAUAUCCGUAACCGUAGGAUAUGUAAGCGCUUCUCUUCGAGAAAAUUGUCAGAAGGAAUUAGAUGCACACGGAACUUAG